UCCCCUCUGUGUCUGUGUAGUCUACAGCCAGCAGGUCAGGAACAACCACGAUACACAGUUUAGCUCAGAGUUAACGCUGUUUUACUGCUCUAGCGGCGGAGAGGGACAUUGUUACUCACGGUAUAGUUGCCACAUCCAGGUUUAUCUAAGUUAACUCGCUGAGAGGAAUGCAUGUGACAUAUUUCACCUGCUAGCAUUGAGAACUAGUGUUGUUAAACUUGUCUGGCUGCUCUGCUCAACUCAACACAGCUCAGUGCAGACUGGUCUCCUCCAAUGACAAGCAGGUAACAACACACGAGCUGUGCCUUUGGAAACCCGGAAAGAGCGAUGAACUGUCAGGCUGAUCAGACUGCUCCAUUGAGGGUGUUGGUGACAGGAGGGUCCGGCUUGGUGGGCAGAGCCAUACAGCAUGUGGUCAAAGAGGAGGGGGGAGCCAAGGAGGGGGAAGAAUGGAUAUUCCUCUCCUCCAAAGAUGUUGACCUCAUGAACAUGGAGGCGACACGGGCAGCGUUUGAAAAACACAGGCCAACCCACGUCAUUCACCUGGCUGCUAUGGUUGGGGGGCUUUUCAAGAACAUGAAAUACAACCUGGACUUUUGGAGAUGCAAUGUCUACAUCAAUGAUAACGUGCUGCAGGCAGCACAUGAAGUUGGAGCGGUGAAGGUUGUUUCCUGCUUGUCCACCUGCAUCUUUCCUGAUAAGACCACCUACCCUAUCGAUGAGACCAUGAUCCACAACGGUCCACCUCAUGAGUCCAACUUCGGCUAUGCCUAUGCAAAGAGAAUGAUUGACGUUCAUAACAGGGCGUUAUUCAAGCAGGAUGGCCGUUGCUAUACAGCUGUGAUUCCCACUAAUGUGUUUGGUCCACAUGACAACUUCAGCAUUGAGGACGGUCAUGUGCUGCCAGGCCUCAUACACAAAGCUUACAUUGCUCAAAAGGAGGGGAAGCCGCUGACGGUCUGGGGCUCCGGCACUCCCAGAAGACAGUUCAUUUACUCUUUGGACCUGGCUCGUCUCUUCCUGUGGGUCUUGAGAGAGUAUCCCGAGGUCGAUCCAAUCAUUCUCUCCGUUGGAGAGGAGGAUGAAGUGUCCAUCAAAGAAGCAGCAAAAGCAGUGGUGCAAGGACUGGACUUUAAAGGGGAAGUGGUGUUUGAUACCAGUAAAGCAGACGGCCAGUUCAAAAAGACAGCCAGCAAUGCAAAGCUGCACCGCUACCUGCCGGACUUUAAAUUCACACCCUUCAAACAAGCUUUAAAGGAAACCUGUGAUUGGUUUGUUGCCAACUAUGACACAGCCCGGAAGUGAAGACUCUGCCAAACAAGUUGGUACAAAGUCUGUCCAUUCAUGACUCUCUGUUGGAAGAGAAGGGGAAUAGAGAAGGUGGUGGUGGUGGUGGAGAAGGUGGUUCAUCUGCAAAUGGAGGUGAAUGUUACUGAAUGAAGUCUGUCAGUUUGAUUCUGUUACUCAAGCCAAAUUCAAGUCUACAACACCAUACUGUAUUAUGCUGUGAAUGUUGACUUGUUUAGGGUUUAAGAAACACAAUCUGUUGUCUACCUGUAUGUGUACUUUUUCACUAUUUUAGCAUUAAUCAUUUGAAUUGUUAAUAGACUGCUUCAAUCUUGGAAUCCGGGUGCUGGUACAAUUUAAUAAUUUCAGUAAUUGUCUAGUAUAAAUCUUUUUCAGCUUUUCACCACUGAAUUACCUUAGGUCUUGAAGGGUUUGGGAUUUUGAAGUUUAAGUGACCUUGAUUGACUUUAUUUAAUGAACAGAAGGUUAUAUAGUAUGUGCGGUUUAACUGCUGUUUUUUCCACACAGUACUUUAGCACUGAGAAAAAUAAAUAUUUUAUACAUAUAA
Molecule: messenger RNA, 1855 nt
Organism: Sebastes umbrosus (honeycomb rockfish)
Lineage: Eukaryota; Metazoa; Chordata; Actinopteri; Perciformes; Sebastidae
Product: GDP-L-fucose synthase-like
Exons: 10
Coding region: 328-1305 (325 amino acids)
Biological process (GO): nucleotide-sugar biosynthetic process
Molecular function (GO): GDP-L-fucose synthase activity
Source: RefSeq, a predicted model, not a curated record